Messenger RNA from Rotaria sp. Silwood1, 780 nucleotides. NCBI's taxonomy places the organism in Eukaryota, Metazoa, Rotifera, Eurotatoria, Philodinida, Philodinidae. The record is from the annotation of a GenBank genome assembly.
AUGGAUAUUAAUCAUACGACCGGCAAUAAAAUGCCGAGUCAAGAACAUUUAAAUUUUAUAAAUAAAUUAAAUGAUUCAAAAAUUCCACGACAAAAUCAAUUAAUUGCUAAUCGUUUAUUUAUGAAAAAUUUUCCUCGUGAAACAACUAGUGCUGAAAUUGAACAUUGUUUUCAAACAUUUGGUCCUGUACAUGAUGUUAAAAUAAUUGCAAAAGAAAAUACACAUUUUGCAUUUAUUUCAUUUGUUAAUGAUAAUACUGCAUUAGAUGUAUUAAGGCAACAUGCUAUUGUACCAAUUACAUUUCAAAAUCAUUCAAUUAUAUUAGCACCAGCUUAUAAAAAAAAUAGUAUUACAUCAUUAACAAGUCCUUCAUCUUAUUAUCCUACGAAUGGUUCAACUAUGACACCACCACCUACACCUUCACGAAUAGGAAUUAAUGGAAUAUCAACACCAUUUCAUCAACAACAACAACAGCCAAUAUCAACUUCACAAACUGUCUAUCCACCUUUAUUUUUUCCUGUUCAAACUAAUAUGCCAUUUCUUCCUAUGACUGGUACUUAUUUAGUACCACAAACUGCAUCAUUACCACCACAGCAAUUAUCAUCAUCUUUCUAUCCAACAUUUUAUACACAUGGUACUAGUCAUCAAACAGGUGGACAAUUAAUUAAUGGAGCUUAUGUUCAAUCUCCAUAUAUGUAUUCAAUGAGUCUACCAACUAUUCCAGGACAAUAUCAAGUAACAACAUCAACAAAUGAUAUAUCUAUGACAAGCGAAUAUUGA